Molecule: messenger RNA, 651 nt
Organism: Candidula unifasciata
Lineage: Eukaryota; Metazoa; Mollusca; Gastropoda; Stylommatophora; Geomitridae
Source: the annotation of a GenBank genome assembly
AUGGAAUGGGUAUCAAUGCUUGCCGUGCUUACAACAGUCACAUCUGUUCUAUGCCAGCUUGUGGGAGUAGAAAUAUGUUUUAGGAUUGUCCGGCAAAGAAGUACAGGUGAUGUGUCUGCAGUUCCUUUCAUUGCAUUCUUUGUCAGUGCUGUGGUAUGGGUGAAGUAUGGACUGAUGACAGACAAUAAGAAUGUGAUCCUCACCAGUGGCCAAGCAACCAUUCUACAGUUUUUAUACAUCUGUAUCUACUACGCUUACACUUCUCAGAAGCGAUUCCUCACUGGCAUGAUUCUAAUAGGACUCAUAGGUUUAGUUGUUCCAUUUGUCUACGUGACCUACUUUGAGAAUGAGGCUGACAUAGCUGUGCGCAAUCUUGGACUGUACUGCUGCUUUCUUAGUGUCAUUGUUUAUGCUUCACCUUUAGCGACAUUGACGGAAGUGGUGAAAGAAAGAUCAACUCAUUCUAUAUCACUGCCUUUAUGUUUCUUCAACUUUCUGUGUGCAGUAGAGUGGACAUUGUAUGGACUAGCAAUCAGUGACCAAAUGUUGACAAUUCCUAAUGCUCUUGGAGUAGUGCUGGGGCUCGUUCAGUUCUUCCUGUUUUGUUUUUAUGGAUGUCAGCAUAAAAGUUCUAAACCUAUUUUAGGUUGA